Megalopta genalis is the source of this 2228-nucleotide messenger RNA. RefSeq names its product nuclear pore complex protein Nup58 (gene Nup58). Gene Ontology annotation, cellular component: nuclear pore. Gene Ontology annotation, molecular function: structural constituent of nuclear pore. Gene Ontology annotation, biological process: nucleocytoplasmic transport. The record is from RefSeq and is a predicted model, not a curated record. NCBI's taxonomy places the organism in Eukaryota, Metazoa, Arthropoda, Insecta, Hymenoptera, Halictidae.
UUACCACACUGUGGUUGGGAGCCUGUGAGAUAACCUCGAAUGGUGCUGUUUUAUGGUUUGGUGCAUGUACGUAGGUUAUGUAGUGUUUUUGGGAACAUAACUUCUUUAGCUUGAUUUACAUACUGUUGGAAAACGUUUAAAUAUUAGAGAAGAUUGUCGCAAAUUAGAUUAAGAUAAUAAGAGAAUAUGUUGCCUUUCAAUCUUGGGACACCUGCAACAUCUAGCAAUACAAGCUUCGGAUUUGGACAGAAACCAGCAACAGGCUUUAAUUUAACUAGCACACCUUUUGGUACCACUACAUCAGCACCAUCAUUAACUUUUGGAUCUUCUUCGACACCAUCAACAACUACUAGUCUUAAUUUCGGAUUUAGUAGCACUCCUGUAGUGUCAACACAAACGCAGUCGAGUAGUUUAGCAUUGGGAGCUAAUACAAGCACUACAACUACUAGUAAUAGUUUAUUUCCAACAACAACUACAUCUGCACCGUUGUUCAGUGGACUCAAUUUUGGCACACCUGUGACAAGCAAUAAUCUUUCAUUUGGUGUUACAUCUAAUAUACCAUCUACAGGAAACACUACUUUUUCUGCUCCUUCCAGUACAACAUCGCUUUUUGGUGGAUCUGUCAUCGGCGAUGGUCUAUUAGGAUCAAAAACAGUUACCAGUACGACAACUGCUACAAAUAAAGGCUUGGGAGGCUUAGAUGUUUCUGCUAGCAAUAAAGGUCUUUCACAAGGGAACAGUAAUUCAACAACCUAUAAGGAGAAUGUUUGGCCCCCGGAAUUAAUACAAACAAUAGAAAAAUUCAAAGAAUUUGUAAAAGAACAGAAGGUGUUAUCUUCAGAUAUAGCUAGAGGUUCUGUGAGACCAUUGCACAGAUGUGCAGAAGACACAGCAUUGUUGAUGGAAAUCUUAACUACAUUAGCAGGUUCUGUCCAGCGAGAUCGUUCUGCAGCUGACAAGUUAAAGCAGGAUACAGCAAAAUCAUUACAGAAUGCUGAAAUUGCACAAAGAACACACGAUACUCCACCAGGAUUGCAAUAUGAAAAUAAUGCACCAUUAUUAUUCUUCAUGGAAUUAGCAGAUAAUUUUGAGCAUGACUUAAUGCUAUUUAGAUCUCAAAUUGAAUCAACAGAAAAACAUAUACAAACAAUGAUGACACCAAAAACUCUAACACCCCAAGAAUUAACAAUGGCUAUGAGUAAACUUCACGAGUCCCUAGUAGCUGUUGCUGGUAAAUUACAAGGAGUACAUUCAAAAGUACAACAGCACAAAGAACAAUAUCUUAAUUUUAGGAAAUAUGUACUAAAAGACAAUACAAAUGUUUUUGAAGAUAUUAAAGUAGAUGGAAAAGCAUCUCGAAGUAAUAUUGGAAAAAUUACAAGUGGCCCAACUCCAUUUGGACCAGGAAAUAAAAGUUUUCUCUCGUCAACGGCAUUAAGUUCUAACAGAUCAGGAAGUUAUGAAACACGAAAUCUAUUAGUUUGGAGAAAUACAAUACCAUCAUCGUCUGCUACUAACAUUAAUCUAGGCCCAUCAUUGAAACCGCCAACUGCAAGUUUGACUUUUAAUACCCCAACAAACCUUACUGCACCUUUGUCAGCAAGUGAAUCAAGUUCGAGUUUCCAACUUCAAAAACCUCCUAUUGGUAAAUAUUCUACCUAAUUCUGGUCAUACUUAUACGCGACCAACCUAGUUCUAGCAGCGGGAAAGCUACUCGCGUGCCGUGGCCACCUAGCAUUCAUGCCGGGAGGCUCCACCAGUGGUUGUAACAGGUUAAAUGUCUCGAAAUAUAUUAUAGAUAUUAUUACACGGUACAGAUAAUUUCAUAUGUUUUAAAGAAAUACCGAUAGUGUAUUGAAUGCAUUAAUAAGCAUGUUAUAAAUAACAGAUUAUAAUAUUAAAGUUUAAAAGUGCGAUCGGGAACGACUGUAUUACCGAUAGUCGAGGUCGAUUGUAACAUUUUACACGCUUCCAAUUGUUUAUUAAUAACUUGAACAUUUCUUAAUGCAUAACAAUACUGCUUUAAUUGAAUAAUUUCAGAGAAGUAUAUUUGUUAUUACAGUUUCAGUUGGUAAAAGUAUUUCAUGUCGAGACAACUCAUUAUUAUUGUUAGCUUUGCAACUUACCCACGUAGAAAUAUUCAUUUGGAAAAUCAGAUGAGCACAUGAAUUUAUUAACAAUGUGAAUAUAAUUAUAGUUUAACAAUAAUAUCGAAUAUUUAAUACGUA